This is a messenger RNA of Cloeon dipterum, 2492 nucleotides long. Its product is annotated as spondin-1-like. Gene Ontology annotation, cellular component: extracellular matrix. The coding region runs from base 115 to 2400 and encodes 761 amino acids. The transcript has 12 exons. Gene Ontology annotation, molecular function: serine-type endopeptidase inhibitor activity. The record is from RefSeq and is a predicted model, not a curated record. Gene Ontology annotation, biological process: cell adhesion. NCBI's taxonomy places the organism in Eukaryota, Metazoa, Arthropoda, Insecta, Ephemeroptera, Baetidae.
GAAGGGUCGUUGAUUUGACCUCCACAGCGCUCUGAAAAGCAUCAACAGUUGUGCCAUAUCUGUAGGAGCAAAUUGACGCGUGACUUGUCUGCUCUGCACUGUUGCAUAGCCAAGAUGUGUAGCAGGCGCAUCCUAUCUUGUCUGCUGCUCCUCUUGACUGUUGGCUUUGCCAAGAAAUGUGACAAGGAACCACCUCGGGAGGUUACUGCUGCUCUAAAGACCGCCGGAGACAAUGGCUACAAAAUAAUUUUGGGAGGCGAAACUGACAGCUACACUCCUGGCACUGUGUACACAGUGACCUUAAUGGGUCCACGCAGGCAAUCGCGACUACUUCAGUUCAGGCGGUUCAUGCUGACUGUGGAAGCACUUGGUGCUCCUGCCGCCCCGUCCAAGAGGAGGCUUGAGGCUUGGUCACCUCAAAGGGCUGGUAGAUUCCAACUAUUUGGAGAUUCACUUACAGCUUUCAAUGAAAACUGUGUCAACACUGUCAUGGAAUCAGAGGCUUUUCUGGAAAAGACAGAGGUUCAAGUCAUGUGGACUGCGCCGCCAUCUGGAUCUGGCUGCGUGGUAUUUAGAGCAAUGGUAUUUGAAGAUGAAAAUAAUUGGUUCAUGGAUGAUGGCGGCCUCAGUAUGACUGCCUGUGAGCCAACAACUUUGGAGGAUGGGGCCAAGAGUGGCGAAUGCUGUGCUUGCUCAGAGGCUAAAUAUCAGGUUAUGUUUGAGGGAAUCUGGUCACCAAGCACACACCCAAAAGACUUCCCGACCAAUCUGUGGCUGACACAUUUUAGUGAUGUCAUCGGUGCCUCACACACUCCGUCAUUUUUGGUUUGGGGUGAAGGCCACAAGGCAACUGAUGGCCUUCGUCAGCUUGCCGAAUGGGGGUCUCCUCGCACUCUUGAGGCUGAACUCCGUACAAAGCGUCAGCACAUCAGGACAAUUGUAAAAGCGGCUGGUUUGUGGCACCCCAACGUGAAUGCCAACACAAGUUCGACAUUUAGAGUUGAUAAGAAACACCCAGAAAUCUCUCUUGUUAGCAUGUUGGGACCAUCUCCUGACUGGAUCGUCGGUGUUUCUGGACUGAACCUUUGUCUGCCCAACUGCACCUGGCUAGAGAGCCACAUAGUGGAUCUUCUCCCCUAUGAUGCUGGCACCGACAGUGGAGUCGCAUAUAUGUCACCAAACGAUCCAACCGAGCCCAGACAGCCUGUGAGAAAAAUCACGAGAAACUGGCCGGCCGAUGAAGCAGCGCCCUUUUACGACCCAGAUCCCGCGGCUCCUGCCAUUCCACCAUUGGCUAAGCUGUAUUUCCAAAGGCAGAAUGUGGUGCAGAGGGACUGUGACUAUGUGGUCAAUCCUGAUGACGACGCUGCUUUAGAUGCGGUUGAAGCCACCAACGCAGAAAAUGACGAGGACACCGACAGACAGGAGUGCAGAGUGAGUGACUGGGACGAGUGGUCACCUUGCUCAGUGUCAUGCGGCAAAGGGCUGCGUAUGAGAGGCCGAAAAUACCUGAUGCCCAUGAAAGCUGAGAUGAUGGGCUGCAGUAGGCAAUUGGUUGCUAAGGAGAUGUGUGCUGCUGAGGAGGCCACUUGCCCGGGUGAUGAUGAUGUUUGCGCAGUUUCGGAAUGGGGUCUGUGGUCUGAGUGCUCUGUGAUGUGUGGCCAUGGUUUCAGCAUGAGGAAUCGACAUUUCCUGAACAGAAUGGGCAAGAAGAAAUGUCCUGAUGUUUCUCUUGUUGAAAAACAGGACUGUGUGGGCAUCAAAGGAGCUUACUGUUUAACUGACGUUUCGAAUGAUCUGGACCAAAGUUGCCAUGUGACCAUGUGGAGCCACUGGAGCCCCUGCUCUGUGUCUUGCGGGACGGGUCGCAAAGGACGAUCCCGAUUUUUCCUGGGACCAGGCCACAUUCCACCAAAACACUGCCAGCUGGAGGAAUGGGCCCCCUGUCACCAAAAAGAUUGCCAGCUCAACUUGUCAGAGGCUAAGGAGAUUUGUGCGCUUAAAGCUGAAGCUGGACUUUGCAGAGGAUAUUUUGCACGCUACUUCUUCAACACCAGCAGUGGUGCUUGCGAAGAGUUUGUUUAUGGCGGAUGCCGUGGGAAUGGAAACAACUUUGACAGCUUCGAAAAAUGCGAAGAAGUUUGUGGACCUGUAAAAGCAAUGCUCAAGGGUGCAGAGAGCCACAAAGUACCAACUGAAGAAGAACUAGCGUCUGUUGACAAUGUGACAAUCGAUUGCAUGGUAACCGAGUGGUCAGGUUGGUCAGAAUGCAGCGCGUCAUGUGGUACUGCUCAUCGAGAGCGGACCCGCAUAAUUACGCGUGAAGCCCAAAAUGGUGGCAAGUGGUGCCCCAGAAAGCUAGUAAAGAGGAAGAAAUGUGCUGUGCCGCCAUGCAAAUAGAACAAAAAUUGCCAGCUUUGUCGACAUUCAGAGUUUAUUGCUAAGCUGCUAAAAUACAAAAAAUAAAUUACUUCACUAACUUAAAACUGAAA